Prunus armeniaca (apricot) is the source of this 663-nucleotide messenger RNA. Lineage: Eukaryota; Viridiplantae; Streptophyta; Magnoliopsida; Rosales; Rosaceae. The record is from the annotation of a GenBank genome assembly.
AUGGCUGCAAUUGCAGGGCUAUCUUCAUGGUCAUCCAAGCCCUCUCCAAUUUGUCCCUCGCAACACCAAGCAUCGUCUAGUAAGAUUAGUAUUAAGCCUUGGACUUUCUCUAUCACCAACAGUCUGAAAGAAAUAACAAAAACCCACUACCCAAUCUCCACAACAGACCAAAACCAGAAGUUUUUUUCUCCCUCCACACACUUAAAUGCAACCUUGCGGAGCUCAAGAGGUUUUGGCCCUUCCCCAAAGAAAAAGAAAAAGACCAAGAAGAAAACAAACCAAAACAAUGACCGCGAUGAAGAUGAAGAUGAGGACGAGGACGAGGAAGAGGACGAGCGGGAGGAAGGCGUAAUACCGGAGAUCGUGACGAACAGGAUGAUUGGGAGGAUGGGGUUCACAGUUGGGGUGCCAUUGUUUCUGGGGCUCUUGUUCUUCCCUUUCUUUUACUACUUGAAAGUUGGCCUGAAAAUAGAUGUGCCCACUUGGGUGCCCUUCAUAGUGUCGUUUGUGUUCUUUGGGACGGCCCUUUUUGGGGUCAGCUAUGGGAUUGUGUCCUCCAGUUGGGAUCCUUUGAGGGAAGGCUCUAUCUUGGGUUGGAAUGAGGCUCAGAAGAAUUGGCCUGUGUUUUGGCAGUCCCUUCGCGGUGGAUCUAAAAAGGACUAA